ACGGAGUGUAAAUACCGUGGUGGAACCCUGCCUAUGGCAAUGACGAAGCGCCCCUGGUGGAACUCAUGCCACAACAGACUUUCAGUGAGGUUGAUUCAGGGUGUCUCUUCACCUUGUGUCUAUCAACAGGCGAUUUGCUGUCUUCCAUCGUGCAGGACCCGGUCGCCCUUUUUGAUCUAUGCUAAUAGCAGCCUGGUGCAUAUAAAGCUGAAGAGAUGACGCCACUCCAUUUGCAAACGGUACUCCCCUUCACAUCCACAACCUGCCCCUUCUCGAUUCACAUUUCUUGCGCAAAUCCAAGCAUCCCCUUAUCCCCUCAUCCAGCCCCGCCAUACAAAAAUCAGCACGCAACCAUGCACUCGGCAAAACUCACCAUAGCUCUUAUUAUCAGUGCAACAUGCGGUCUUGUAACAGCUCAAUUCGGAGAUAUAAAUAUCAAUAAUUUCUCUUGCCCCAACGCGCCACAUACUGAAGGUCGAUGCGUCUACAUCCGCUACAAUACGCCUGAUCGUCCAAAAUCCGGUGCGGAAUAUUACGUCUUGGAUUCCGCUGUGGAAAAGAAACCGGGAGUUUGGAACUGUGGUUUUAACCUUGCAAAGUGUUGCCAUGUCAAGGAAUCGUUCAUGUCCCGGGACACCGAAUCAAUGGCUGAUGGGCUUAAGCGCUUGUGUGAAAAUCCUGCUUAUCAGUAAGAGACACGGCGCUCCCGCAACUCCACACCCGAUUUCUCCCUGAAUUAUGAACACCACAGCCAUGCCUUCAAUGCUGUUCCCUCAACUUCUUGUGGCGUAGUGUUGCAAUCAGCUGUCGAGCCCAAUACCAUCUAGUAUAUGAAGAUGUAAAAAAAUGUAAACAGCCGUUGUUGACAGGUCUCAUUUCUAUGUAUGCCCAACGUCAACAUCCUGUUUUCCUCUUCCUCAGACAGUCCAAAAUCCAACUGCUUCAUGAACUGAAUCACCUGUCAAGAAU
Messenger RNA from Puccinia graminis f. sp. tritici CRL 75-36-700-3, 969 nucleotides. RefSeq lists its product as uncharacterized. The transcript has 3 exons. The record is from RefSeq and is a predicted model, not a curated record. The coding region runs from base 216 to 692 and encodes 158 amino acids. NCBI's taxonomy places the organism in Eukaryota, Fungi, Basidiomycota, Pucciniomycetes, Pucciniales, Pucciniaceae.